Messenger RNA from Pipistrellus kuhlii (Kuhl's pipistrelle), 1850 nucleotides. It is a transcript of the gene RAB3IP, whose product is annotated as RAB3A interacting protein. Lineage: Eukaryota; Metazoa; Chordata; Mammalia; Chiroptera; Vespertilionidae. The record is from RefSeq and is a predicted model, not a curated record. Gene Ontology annotation, cellular component: Golgi to plasma membrane transport vesicle. The transcript is spliced from 12 exons. The coding region runs from base 130 to 1530 and encodes 466 amino acids. Gene Ontology annotation, molecular function: guanyl-nucleotide exchange factor activity. Gene Ontology annotation, biological process: exocytosis.
GGGCUGGCGGGCUUCGGCUCUCCGAACAGUUCCUCGGGCGCUGGGCUCCGGCAUCGGGGCACCCCCGGGGGCGCCGCGCCCCCCCCUCCCGCCCCUCCUCCCAGGUUAUCUUAUGAUGAAGCUUUUACUAUGGCUAAUGACCCCUUGGAAGGCUUCCAUGAAGUAAACCUUGCUUCACCUACUUCUCCGGACCUUCUGGGCGUGUAUGAAGCAGGAGCUCUAGAACAGACUACCUCACCAGGUGUCAUCUACCGGCCUCUCCCGUCAUCUUUAUGCUCUGCCCCUAUCCAGGCUAAUGCCUUAGAUGUCUCCGACCUUCCUACACAGCCUGUAUAUUCGUCCCCCAGACGUUUAAAUUGUACGGAAAUAUCUGGUAUCAGCAUCCAUGUUACAGACCCAGCACCUUGUUCUACCUCUGGAGUAACAGCGGGGUUCACUACAUUACCUACAAGAAAGGACAACUGUAGUGCAGAGAGGGAGUUUUUGCAGGGUGCUACUAUAACAGAAGCUUGUGAUAGCAGUGAUGAUAUAUUCGGGUUGAGUACCGAUAGUCUGUCCCGUUUACGAAGCCCAUCUGUUUUGGAAGUCAGAGAAAAGGGCUAUGAAAGAUUGAAAGAAGAACUUGCAAAAGCUCAGAGGGAACUGAAGUUAAAAGAUGAAGAGUGUGAGAGGCUUUCUAAAGUACGUGAUCAACUUGGACAGGAAUUGGAGGAACUCACAGCUAGUCUGUUUGAGGAAGCUCAUAAGAUGGUGAGAGAAGCAAAUGUCAAGCAGGCAACAGCAGAAAAACAACUAAAAGAAGCACAAGGAAAAAUUGAUGUACUUCAAGCUGAAGUAGCUGCAUUGAAGACACUUGUAUUGUCCAGUUCUCCAACAUCACCAACACAGGAGCCUCUGCCAGGUGGAAAGACACCUUUUAAAAGGGGACAUGCAAGAAAUAAAAGUACAAGCAGUGCUAUGAGUGGCAGCCAUCAGGACCUCAAUGUGAUACAGCCAUUUGUAAAAGACUGCAAAGAGGGAUUCUUCAAUUCCAUUCUCUACCUGGCUGACCUUGGAGUACCUCCUGAAAACUUGGCUGACUUGUCUCUGUAUAAUGAAUUCAGAUCUUGGAAGGAUGAGCCCACAAUGGACAGAAAGUGUCCUUUUUUAGACAAAAUCUAUCAGGAAGAUAUCUUUCCAUGUUUAACAUUCUCCAAAAGUGAGUUGGCUUCAGCUGUUUUGGAGGCUGUGGAAAACAAUACUCUAAGCAUUGAACCGGUGGGAUUACAACCUAUUCGAUUUGUGAAAGCUUCUGCAGUCGAAUGUGGAGGACCAAAAAAAUGUGCUCUCACUGGCCAGAGUAAAUCUUGUAAACACAGAAUUAAACUAGGAGAUUCAAGCAACUAUUAUUAUAUUUCUCCUUUUUGUAGAUACAGGAUCACAUCUGUGUGUAACUUUUUUACAUACAUUCGAUAUAUUCAGCAGGGACUUGUGAAACAGCAGGAUGCUCUGACACAGCACGUGGGGCCAGUUGAGUGGAUUGAAUUAUAAUUUUCAAACUUCCAGCAAUCUGUGGGAAGCAAAGAAGAGGGCUGAGUAGACAGGAUUAGCUUCUGUCUCCACUAAGAUGACUCUGUUUUUACAUAUUAGGAUUCAAAAAAAUAUUUUAUUUAAAGAGACUUCUGUUUGAAAGUCACUGUUUUAUUCAUUCUGUACUUUGUAAUUUAAAGUAUUCCUUUAUUGUGGUAAUUAACACGCUAAGUGCCCAGCCUGUUUUGUCUUCCAGACUGAAAGUAUAGUAUUAGUCACCAGUGAUUAACAUGGUGCUUAACGUAUUAAUCUUAUAUAAUAAAAGCCUAGUAUACUAAGUG